UUUAUCUUGGCUCGUCGAGGAACCCUUUGGCAGUUUUCGGAGCCGUAGUUCUUAGCUUAAUGUUCCUUAAAUUCCUACUUUGGUUACGUGUUGUAGUCAAGUCUACUUUUUGUCCGCCUUCUUCGCGUUGAUCUGAAGUCGAUGGGAUCUUGGGCCGUGGUAACAGGAGCUACUGAUGGAAUCGGAAAGGUCUAUGCUGAAAAGGUGCAGGUAGCAAUGUUCAAGUGAAAACUGUGGCUGUUGACUUUGGAGAUGGAAACCACAUCUAUGAGAGAAUAGAAAAGGAACUGCAGGGUUUGGAGAUAGGUGUUUUAGUAAACAAUGUUGGGAUGGCCUAUAAAAAUCCAUCAUAUUUCCUGGAAGUUGACAGAGAGGAUCAUGCAAAGAUAAUCAACGUGAAUAUUUUCUCCUGCGUCAUGAUGACCAACAUCAUUCUGCCACAGAUGAUUGAUAGAAAAAAAGGUGUAAUUGUAAAUAUAUCAUCUGCAUCUGCCAUGAUGCCCUCACCCUUGCUAGCCACAUACUCUGCCUCCAAGGUGUUUGUAGACUACUUCUCUCAGGCAUUGGAGAGAGAAUACAAGGACAAGGGUAUUAUUAUUCAGUCAGUGCUUCCAUUCUUUGUGAAGACGAACAUGUCGAAGAUCAAAAAGUCAUCUUUCUUCAUGCCCACUCCCGCGACCUAUGUUGACCAAGCGAUUGGCACUAUUGGAGUGGCGAGUAAGACAUUUGGGUGCUUAGCUCAUGCCUUGCAGGGAUUUGUGGUUCAGGGCCUCGCACCAGACUGGCUGGUGGACUACGUCUCACUGAAGAUGCACAUUGAUAUAAGAAAGAGAGCUCUCAGGAAAAAACAGAAAUGAAAGUUAAGAAUUACCAUCUGUUAAAGGGUUGGGUGUGUAUCUGCUUGUUUAUGACGUUUGGCAAGAUUGACAUAUAAGAAGCUAUGUUUAAUGUGACUGGUGCUGGCGAUGUUGGGUGAAAAAGCAAGCUGUGCGCAAUACACUGCGCAAGUAAUUUACUGCUAUAUGUUCGUGAUUACAAUAAUCUUGUCUGAGACGCAUUAUAUGAUAUGAUAUAUAUUAUAUGAGAAACUAGGGAUGCAGUGAUUAAUUCGGUCUUAAAUAAGCAUUUACUUUUAAAUCGGUAAAUAGUCCUAUUUAGAAAUAUAUUAAUAGUGAAGUUUUAAGUGCAUGGUGUAUAACAUAAUUGUGUUUAUAAAAAUAACAAGGUUGUUUUGUGAUUAUAGUUAAAUGUAAUUGCUCUUGUGUUAAUCGACUUUGCCGUUGUGAUAUGGUGUGAUGUACGUAUAUUGCAUAAACGUUUAAACGUCUGAGUCAUGCAUUCCAAAAUUUACUCAUUUGAAGGUUUUUUUACGAACGGCUCAGUGAUUCAGAUUGACGUUUCUUGUGUAUUCUGUAAAGUGACCCCUUGUUGAUCGUACACUAGUAUAAUUGCCUAGUAAUUUCACUGGAGGCCCUAUUUUUUACUGUGAAGUAUGCGUUGCUACAUGGUUUUCGUCGAUCAAAAAUGCAAGAUAAAUUUCAGAGGCUAAUUAAUUACGACCAGUAAAUCCUGAUCAGGUUCGAUGUUUUAUUCUCAGUCACAUAAUCGAUAUUGCUCGAUCCUGUAACUGCACAGCGAAACGCCUCGAGCUAGAUUGCCUGAUUACCUUUGUUCAGUCAUUAGAAAAUCUUAACAAGUAUAUGUAUUUGGUGUAAAAAUAUAAUGAGCAGAGAGAAUGAAAUGUGUGGCAACUUUA
Molecule: messenger RNA, 1756 nt
Organism: Priapulus caudatus
Lineage: Eukaryota; Metazoa; Priapulida; Priapulimorpha; Priapulimorphida; Priapulidae
Product: very-long-chain 3-oxoacyl-CoA reductase-like
Cellular component (GO): endoplasmic reticulum
Molecular function (GO): oxidoreductase activity
Source: RefSeq, a predicted model, not a curated record